This is a messenger RNA of Caenorhabditis auriculariae, 10014 nucleotides long. Lineage: Eukaryota; Metazoa; Nematoda; Chromadorea; Rhabditida; Rhabditidae. The record is from the annotation of a GenBank genome assembly.
AUGGGAGAUUACGUGGUGCCGGGAGAGGAGCCGGCAGAGCCAGGAAUUUAUCGAAGUGAAAAAAUGUGUCUGGCCCAGCUCUACCUCCAGUCCGACGCUUCCUAUCAAUGCGUUGCCGAACUCGGCGAACUUGGCCUCGUCCAGUUCAGAGAUGUCAGUUUUUGUCUUCUUUCUUAUUAAUUGGAUCUGAAUUUCAGUUGAAUCCCGACGUCAGUUCUUUCCAACGAAAGUACGUCAACGAAGUCCGGCGAUGUGAUGAAAUGGAGCGAAAGCUACGUUAGUGGAACUUUGAUGAUUUGAGCUCUCAUUUUCCAUGAUUUCAGGAUUUCUGGAGCGAGAAAUCAAAAAAGAUCAGAUUCCGAUGCUAGACACCGGAGAGAAUCCAGAUGCGCCGUUGCCCAGAGAGAUGAUCGAUCUCGAGGUCAUUUUCCAUUUUAUUUUAUUUCUAGAUAUAUAAAAUAUGUUUUUUUCUUUCAUGAUUAAAAUUUAUCAUUAUUUUCAUGGAAAAAAAUAUGAAUGAACCAGAAAUUCUCGUAGUUAUUUUCGCAAAAAGCAAAAAAAUUUAAUGUCCUAGUCAAAAAAAUCUGAUGCAAUAUACUUUUUGAUUUUUCUUAGGUGAGAAUUUUCUUUUUUUCAAUUUGCACGAAAUUUCGCGGAUUUAAUAUAGAAGUUUUUCCAGUUCCGAGUUCUGAAGCUUUCGAUUGUUGGAAAAAAAUACCUCAAUCUUUAUUUUUUUUAUUUGUUCUAUGUCUCUCUUCAAUUUGGGGAACGUUUUUUUCGUUCAUUGUCUAACCAAAUUUUUUUGAAAUAAUUAUCUCUUUCUCAUUUCAUAUGAUUUAGGCGACCUUCGAAAAACUUGAAAACGAGCUUCGAGAAGUGAAUCGAAACGAGGAAACUCUCAAGAAGAACUUCUCCGAACUCACCGAAUUGAAGCAUAUUUUGCGCAAAACACAAACGUUCUUCGAGGAGGUUUGUUUAAAAAAAUUUGCAUUUUUUUAAUUCGAAGAAAUUUUGUGUGUGCCAAAAAAAUAUCUCUAACCUUGAUUUUCUAUAAAUGAAGUUCAGAAUUAUUCAUCGCACAUUGCAUGCCAAUUUUUCAUUCGAUUAACUCUCUUUUUCUUUUUUUUUGUUACUCUGAACGCGUUGGAGGUGUGUGGGUUCUCAAAAACUUGUUUAAUUACUUUUAAUUUCUUUUCGCAAAAGGUAUUAAACGUUAAAACUUUAUUUAUUUUUAAUCAGGAGCUCUGUUGUGUAUGCUUGUCUGUGGCGUUUUUCAAAGUAGUAUUUGAGAAUGUUUUGUGUUGAUGAAAGGUGGAACACGACCGGUGGCGACCCGCUGAAGGCGUCGCCGACCAGACGCGUCCAGAAGAUUCUCAGCCGUUGAUCGACGUCGACGACGAGGACAACCAGGGCGUCUCCUUGGCCGUCGCCAGCUUCGCCAGUCGUCUUCGAUUGGGGUUCGACUUGUUGUCUCUUUUAUUUUUUGCUUUUGAUAUGGAUUUUGCUCGCAGCUUUGAAAGCUUAUUUUCAAGCUUUCUCAAAUUGAUUACGAAAAGCUGACGCUGGUAGUUGUUCAUAAAGUUUUUCAAGAAAGAGAUAAACCCACCACCACCAUCCAAGUAAAUUCUGCUGAUAUUUAUUAAAAAAAUAUUACAAAUCCUAUGAACUGUGCAUGUGUUGCAUGUUUGAAACGCAAAAGAAGUCCUAUCACUUUUGGAACUUUGUUGAAUUUCUGCUAACUUUCAUAUAUAUAUAUAUAUAUAUAUAUAUAUAUAUAUAUAUAUAAAAAUUGUAUUUACUGCAUUGAAACUCUCUGAUCUGAUAGCAUGAUUUCUUUCUGAAAAUUUUCUCUGUGAACUAACUUUCUCAUUUGAAUGUUCCUCAAGUAAAGUCGGCCUGAGCAGGCAGGCAGCGGCGACACGAUAAUUCCACCGGCGACUGGCGGAGGUUCUCUGGACCUAGGCGGCGAAGAAUCGCUCGAGCUCACCCAGCAGCUCACUCAAGGAGGAGCUGGAGCACCUGCUGGUGGCACCAUGUUUGCCAACUUCGGGUGAGACCGCCGUCGUGCUCGUCUCGCCUGUUUUGUCGUGUAGUUAUGUGCUUGCUCUGAAAUCGAAGCUUCUUCUUUUUUAGCAUCCUCACUCUCAUUCUUCUAAAAACAGUGGCAUGCGUUAAGAAAACAAACAUGAUGUUAACCAGGGAUGCGGCAAUAAAUUCGAGCAAAGUUUCUCCAAUUUAUUUCAUUCGAUAAGUAAAAAAACAGUAGAAGUUUAACCGAAAAAAAGUAUCCGUUAGAGAAUAAAAAAAAGACAAAGUAAUGUCGAUUUUCCCCGUUUUUACGACAAAAGCCCAUAUCCGUACAUCCCUGUUGCGAACUAGUGAAUUUAACAAACUAUUUUUGGUAGAGUUGAAAAUAAUCUUUGUUGUAAACCCGUGGUGACGUUGAACUAUAGCACGAAGACCUGAUCGCGGAGAGCGCCAGUGUCACCGGACCUCUCGACGACGAGUUGGACAUCUCCCACAGUCAACCGGACGCCCAUAUGCCUCUGAAGCUCCAACUACGGUAGAAUUGCUAUACGAAUACUUGGUUUUGGUGGUGGUGAAAUGAGUAGUUUCAAUUAGUUUUUGUGAAAAAGUUGGCUUGAGCUCUCCAAAGCGUUAGCUCUCAAUUGAAUCACCAAAAGAACUUUUUUUAAAAUUUCACAAGGAAGAUUAAUCUGUUUGAGCCUUUGAAAAAAAUUCUGAACUUUACACCUUCUGGCUGAUUCAAAAAGCCAGAUUGAAAGGCUCAAAUUAAUAGACUUCAGAAAGUUUCAAGUAGAAUAACCUCUCUUGUCAAUGUCAUCUUAGAAGGAAGUUUUUGGUGAUUUACUCGAAAGUUCUCGUGAAACUUUUCUCCAGAAAUAUCUGAAUUCGAGGGUUGAUCAUCGGCUUCAGAUUUGUCGCCGGCGUGAUCCAACGCGAACGUCUUCCGGCCUUUGAGCGUCUCCUUUGGCGCGCAUGCCGUGGAAACGUUUUUUUGCGCACCAGCGAAAUUGACGACGUUCUGAAUGAUACUGUAACGGUGAGUUGACUAACUGAAACUUCACUUUUUAAAUUUCCAAUAAAAUUAUAAAUGUUUGAAAGGGUGUAUUGUUUGUUUCUUCUGUUUUCAGGCUCGAAAAGUGUUUCGCUAAAUAAAGUUCUAUAUGCGAAGUUUUCUAUUAAAUCAGCUGUGUUAGAUCGAGCCGGAGUACAAAAAUAAAAAAAUGUAUAUAAAAAAAGUUUUGCUGAUAUUUUUUUCAUGGCUUGUAUUUACCUCGAAAAUAAAAUGUUUUCAAAAAUUUUCCAUUUUUUUAAAAAUUGAGCGAUAGAUUAUGAAAGCUUAUAAAGAAAAAACACAUUUGCUGGAUAGACAAGGUUUCAAAAGGAAUCAUAGAAAUGUUUCAGGGUGAACCUGUGAACAAAACGGUCUUUAUCAUCUUCUUCCAAGGUGAACAGCUCAAGACAAAAGUGAAGAAAAUUUGUGAAGGGUUCGUUUAUUUGAGGUUUCCUUUUUCUAAAGUAACCAACAUUUUUUUCAGUUUCCGAGCGACUUUGUAUCCUUGCCCAGAUACGCCACAAGAACGUCGCGAAAUGUCCAUCGGAGUGAUGACCAGAAUCGAAGAUCUCAAGACCGUUCUGGGCCAAACUCAAGACCAUCGACAUCGCGUUUUGGUUUGCUUUGAAUUAAUUCCUCUUCGAGAAUAAUAAAAAAGAUAACCUUAAUUUACAGGUUGCCGCUUCGAAAAACGUCAGAAUGUGGCUGACCAAAGUCCGAAAGAUCAAGUCGAUCUAUCACACCCUCAACCUUUUCAACAUUGACGUCACGCAGGUAAUAACAAAAUUUCCAACUCUCUAUUCAUUUUUCUAAACAGAAAUGUCUGAUUGCCGAGGUUUGGUGUCCGGUUGAUGAGCUGGAUCGCAUCAAAAUGGCUUUGAAACGCGGAACUGUGAGUUUUUUUUAAAAAUUAUCAUAGGUAAACAUUUGAGAAGAAUAGGACAUAAGAAUGAAUGAAAACGCCAAAAAUAGUUAAUUUUCGAUGCUUGGAAAUUUUUAGAAGUUAAGAGAGGCCAAUUUUUCGCGAUGCCUCUUGCGUGAGAUUUUAAGGUUUGAGAAUGGGUUGAAAAUAUAAUAAAUUUCUAAUUUGAUUUACUGAUUCGAAAAAUUCAAAGGUCAUGUAUACAAUACUGGAUUAGUUUCAUAAAUUUGUAGAUUUGUAAUCAAAAAAUUUGUGGGAACAACUUAACAAUCAUUAUAUUGCCAGGAGGAGAGCGGCAGUCAAGUGCCGUCGAUUCUGAACCGAAUGGAAUCUGCGGAAGCGCCGCCGACGUACAACAAGACGAACAAGUUCACCCGUGGAUUCCAGAACAUCGUCGACGCCUACGGAAUCGCCACCUAUCGGGAAAUUAACCCAGGUUUUCCGAACCAUCCGGGAACCUGUACAAUGCGAACGGAUUCCAGCUCCCUACACGAUGGUCUCUUUUCCGUUUCUUUUCGCCGUCAUGUUCGGCGACAUGGGCCACGGCGUCAUCAUGUUCCUCGCCGCUCUUUUCUUCAUUCUCAAAGAGAAACAACUCGAAGCCGCUCGGAUCAAAGACGAGGUUUCUGUUUCAAAAAAGAAGUAGGAGUUUAUGAAUUGUUCAGAUCUUCCAAACGUUCUUCGGAGGUCGCUAUGUGAUCGUGUUGAUGGGCCUUUUCUCGAUCUACACCGGCUUCAUCUACAACGACAUCUUUCUCCAAGAGUUUCAAUGUCUUUGGAUCGGCCUGGCGCAAUUGCUACAAGGACAACUUCCAUCCGCAAGACGCCGAGAAAAGACUCAUGCUCAUCCCAGAACUCGCGUUUGACGUUCGUAGUUCUCUUUUUCUUCGAAUCAGCAGCGUUGAUCACUUUCUUGAAAGAAGAGAUUCGAUAGCGUCACUAAGAAUAACUGCCGAGAUAAACGCGAGACACUGGCGGUACAUUAACGAGCUCGCAAACAUCUCGCGUUUUUUCUCGCGCCGGUCUCGCAUUUUUCUGGGCGCCAGCUCGCACUUUUCUAGGCGCGAGCUCGCAUUUCUCUCGCAAUUUGAAAAUUUCCGAAAUGCAAGAUAAAUGCGAGGUCGCGCCGAGAUAAAUGCGAGAUCGCGCCUAGAAAAAAGCGACAUUUUUGCGAGUUCGUCAAUGUACCGCCACCGACCUCGCGUUUAUCUCGUCAGUUAUUCUUAGUGGUAGAGCAAAUUUGGUGGUUUGUUUGGCGAGAAAAAUAAGUUUUCAAGUUCUAAUAGAAGAAAGAUAAGUUAAAAAAUUGUUGGAGAUCACUCAAUUUCGAAUUUUUUUUUUGGAUGAAACUGAAAAAUAGGAGCAAAAAAAAAAUUAAAAAAUGACGAAAAUAAAGUAGUGGGAGGAGCUAAAAUUGAUCUCAAUUCAAUCAUACCUGAAGGAAACUUUUUUUCUAAAGAUUCCGGAAUCCAGUCACAAGCGGAGUAAAGACAGCAAUUAUAAACGAGAAAUAUGAUUUACAAUCAAAAAUUUAGACAUAAAAAUAUAAAAAGUUGAAAUAUUUGCAUGAAGCUUGUUUUCUCAAGGAUCAAAAGCUAACAACUAAAAAUUUUAAAAAAAUAGGAAUUUCCAAGUUGAUUAAAAAUAACAAAGGUUCACGAUUUAUUUUUAAUUUCGGGGCGAAUAACUGAAUUUUACCACUCAGAGCUCUCGUUUUUUUGAUUUUUUUAAAGUAGUGAAAUUCCUCGAAAUCUAAUCGAAAAUGGUCGAAAAAAGAGGAAAAAAUAUCUUCGUUUUUCAGAAUUCAAUAAAGAAUGUUUAACGAAAUCGUUUCAAAACCAAUAUUGUUGAGGGGUCGCCCUAUCCGAUUGGUGUUGAUCCUGCAUGGAAUCUCGCCGAGGCGAACAAAUUGUCGUUCUUGAACUCGAUGAAGAUGAAGAUGUCCGUGAUCCUUGGUAUCACCCAGAUGACCUUCGGUCUCCUUCUCAGCUAUAAAAAUCACAAGUUUGCUCCGUUUUUCCUUCUCAAUACAUAUUUUUGUUCUCAGGUAUUUCAAGUCGGAUCUCGACAUUAAGUUCAUGUUCAUUCCGCAAAUGAUCUUCCUCUCCUCCAUUUUCAUCUAUUUGUGUCUGCAGAUUGUUGCCAAAUGGCUUUUCUUCACGGCUGAGGUUCCAUUUGAUUCGAUUCCAGCCUGAGUUCGAACUGAUUCCAGGGAGGCACCGUGUUGGGGUACACUUAUCCCGGCUCGAGCUGUGCUCCAUCGCUCCUUGUCGGCCUCAUCAACAUGUUCAUGAUAAAGUCGCGCGCCGGCGGAUUCGUCGCCGAAGAUGGCUCGACUCUUGACUUGUGCUACCUCAACCUCUGGUACCCUGGACAGGUUUGGCACUAAAUUUCGAUAAAAAUAGGAUUUUCAAUAUAAUUUGAUACGAAGUAACGAGGAGAAUACUGAGAAUAAGAUUAUUGGUAAGAGAAAUAAAAUAGAAGGAAAAUGAGAAGAAAAUAAAUGCAGUUCAAAUUGGUCAUGCCGUUUAGUUUAUUUGUUUUUUUUAUUCGAUUUGAAAAUUUGAAAAUAAGUUUUAUUUUGUGAUCUAGUUGACCAAAGAUGAAACUGAACCUAAUAAAUGGGAGGGUUCGAAUUGGUAUGGAGAAAGGGUUGUAGUCGUUCUUCGAAACGGUUUUCGUUCUUCUCGCGCUGGCCUGUCUCCCAGUGAUGCUGUUCGCCAAGCCCUACAUGCUGUGGAAGGAAGAGAAGCAGCGACGUGAGGUCGGCCACCGCCAACUGGUGAGAACUGCGAGCUCUUGGCGAAUGCCGUCGUCGUCGUUUGGCUGCGUUGUUUUCACUGGGCGUGUCGUGGUGUUGGGCUCAUGGCGUUCCAAAACGGACCAAAAUCAGGAAUAGAAAAUUCAAAAAGUUUUUUUUCGAAUAAGCUAUCAGUGGGGCUUUUCAAUGAGACUUUAUUAUUAAGUUGCAUUUUUAUACGCCGAUUUUUAAACUCGACGCGAAAAUUUCAGAUAGUUUGCUUUAAAAGUUUUCUCAUUUUUCAAGUUUAAAAAAUUACUCCGAGUUGAUUUUCGGAUGGGAUAUAAAUCUUUCUGCAAGAAGUGGUACGGCUGUUUUUUUUUGUAGAUGAUCUGUUUUCGAAAUCUACAUCUACCAACCGAAAUAAAAUCUUUGAAAAGUUUUAUUUUUCAUUGUGAGAAGUCUUCACUUUUCUUGAGUAUAUAUUCAAAAGCAGCAUAAAAAACUGCAUAUGAAAAAAUCUGGUCUCAUUUAGAAGACCCACUGUGUGCUGAGAUCAUUUUUCAGAACAAUUUUCAAACUUCCCUAUUUAUAAUGCUUUCGUAAUUUUGCAGCCGACUUGAAAGAAAUAUAGUUUUUUGCUUUAUCUACAUCAUCAUAGAAAUAACCCGUUUUGGAACGUUUUCUGGUAAUCGAUUCGUUUUUACAAUUUUUUAUUUUUUGUUUUCUUUUGUUGUAAAAGAAAAGCAUGGCACCGUGUCGAUCCUCAAGCAUCUAACUGUGAAAAUGGAGUCUUACCUCAGAUACCACUGAUGGGGCUGGGUCAUACUGGUAAAACUAGGCGGUACCAGUUUAAACCGAGUUAACUAUGAAAAACAUACCUCGUCAUUGAAUUAGGACACAAAAAUAUCUUAUUAAUCGUUGUUUCGUACUGGUAACGUCGUCGUGUUGGUUUUCAGGGCAUCAUUGAAAUGAUAUUAGUGAUUUUGGCUGUGGUCCAAGUGCCAAUCAUGUUGUUCGCCAAGCCGUUUUUCGUCAUGCGACGCGCCAAGCACCAAACCGCCUACAGUACACUUCACAAUGAAUUUGAUCGCGAGGUUUCGUCGGUUAAAUAAGAAUUUUAAUGAAAUACCAACGCAACUACCAAGAAUUUCAACAAGAUAAUUACACAUAAUCAUUUUGGAAUUUUUUUAAAAAUUUGUAUUCAGAGUUGUUUUUUUAAUAGUUAUCCCCAUGCACUCGUAACACUUGUCUGCAUCUUUUCUUGUUCUAAUGCUUGCCUCAAUUGGUGUCCCUUUAUGUUGUUUCGCCGUGGUUGCUUUGGUGUUGGUGUUUUUUUUUUACCUUUAUAGGAGGGCUUCGAAAAAAUGAAGGUUACAGUAGCGAGAAUCAUCACCUUUUUCUCUUAUCUUCAAAAUGGAUGAUUGAUUGAAGCUGAAAUAUUAAAAACUUUUGUAAUAACUUUGGGAAUACGAAAAUGACAGAUCAUAAGAAAAACAUUUUUAUAACUCCAUUAGGUUUUUUUAAAUGCAAGGUCAAAACGACUAAAAAUAAAUCUAUGAGGAGCUCAAAAAAAUCGAGAAGUUCGGAAUGAAUUUAUUUUUUUUCAUUUAGUCAAAAAAAACUUCAUUCAUCAAGAGCAUAAAAAAAUGUCUUAUUGUUCAAUAUUUAAUGCCGUACUUCUCUUGAAGCGAAUUCGAAGCUUCAUCCAACCAUCCUUCUGAAAAUGGCAAAAAUUUGAGAAAUCUGCUACUCUAGCCUGGUUUUUUUUUGAUGUUCUCCUGUAAUGCGGAGUAAAAAUGGCUCGUUUUUAGUUUUAAUUUUUGUUUCAGAGUGUGAGAGCCGAUAUGAACGGCGAUGACGCAGAAGUUGUGCACGCGCCUAUUCAGGCGAAACCUGAAGGCCACGGCCAUGGACACGGCGACGGACCGGUCAGGAGUCGUUCUUCAUGAAGAUCCUCUGAUUUUUGUGUUCAGCUGGAAAUGGGCGACGUGAUGGUCUACCAGGCGAUUCACACCAUCGAGUUCGCCCUCGGCUGCAUCUCCCACACAGCUUCCUACUUGCGUCUCUGGGCUCUCUCGCUAGCUCAUGCUCGUUUGUUUUCGGAUGAUCUUAAUUUUCCCGAAGAAAUCAAAAAAUCACUCUAAAAACUAGAUGAUGAACGAUACUUUGAACAAUUUCAAUGAAAAAAAUAUGAAAAUUCUUUUCGCUGGAAUGAAAGUCGUAUUUUGAUAAUAUAUAUUCGCCACUGUUCGAAAAAAAAAGGGAUUUGGGAAAUGCGUCUCCCAUUCCAUCGGCUUUUUCUCAUGUUUAAAUUUCAGACGGUUUGAAGGCGAAGUUGAUUAGAUGCAGUGUUGAUAAUUUAUAAUUUUUAUAGCGGUCCUGGAUAAUCUGGAAAGCUUAUUCAAAUAUUUAUCAAAUAUUUCUCAUUAUCAGCAUUUUUCAAAUGUCAAAAUGGCAUAAAUGGAUUGAAUAAAUAAAAUAAUUUUCGGAAUUUAUUCUUUCCCUGGAGCACAGGAGAAUUUCUGUUUAUUUUUCAUAUCAACAUUAUUCAACCGUUAGAAUUUUUUGCUGUUUCAAUUUUUGCUUUUGUCCAGAGCUUUCCGACGUGCUGUGGACGAUGGUGUUCCGUCACGCCUUCACGAUGGACGGCUACUCUGGCGCCAUCGCCACCUACCUGCUCUUCUUCGUCUUCGGAUUCCUUUCCGUCUUCAUUCUCGUCUUGAUGGAAGGCCUCUCCGCUUUCCUUCACGCCCUGCGUCUCCACUGGUCCGUUGUCCUUUCCUUCCUUCCUACUACGAAAAAAUCGAAAAAAAUUCGAACAUUUUAUUUUGCAGGGUCGAGUUCCAGUCGAAGUUCUACGGAGGACAAGGCUACGAGUUCUUGCCGUUUUCGUUCGAAAAGAUUCUGGCAGAAGAACGAGCCGCCGAAGAACGAGCGGAGUAACACCUUCCACCAUAAUCCUAACGUCCAACUUCCAUCGCUGACUUUUGUACUUCAAAUGCACGCUUGUUUAUAGGCAAAACUCGAAAAUAAUAAGAGCAUAUAGUUCCUUGGCCUUCCUUCCCACUUGCCCUUUUUCAUGUUUUCCGUCCGUGCAGAGAAAUCGCUUCCUUGCAGCCCUUCAAUCAGUUGUUUGUAAUUAUUCGCAUGAAAGUCUCGUGUGUUGUGUUUGUGAAUAGUGUGGUGUUCUUUGUGCUUCUCCAUGUUGACGUACGUCUGCAGCGUCUGGGCGGUGCCUCUUCUUCCUAUUUAAUCAUCGACUCCCCUUAG